Daldinia loculata is the source of this 636-nucleotide messenger RNA. RefSeq lists its product as uncharacterized. Bases 135 to 476 code for a protein of 113 amino acids. The record is from RefSeq and is a predicted model, not a curated record. The transcript has a single exon. Lineage: Eukaryota; Fungi; Ascomycota; Sordariomycetes; Xylariales; Hypoxylaceae.
GUCGAUGGAGAAAUCACCUCCAGCAUCACUUACGGCAUGUUAUAUAUAUUUUUAUUGGAUCUAGGGUAUGCAUCGCAUUGGGCGGCAGCGGCAGCGGCAGCGGCAGCGGUAACGGCGAAGGCGAAGGCGCGCGCAUGCAUACUCACCUAGAUAUACUGCUUUACACGGUAUCGGCGCUGUACAUAUCAUAUCCUUUUUGCUUUGUCUGUUCUUCUCGGGCCACGAGCAUUGGGGGGUAUAGGUGCAUCGGUCGGCGGCGUAUGAGUGUCUGGUUUUUACAAGUCUGUCAGACUAUUGGUUUUUUUCCCUUUUCUUUUUUUUUUACACUACUACUACUACUACCAUCAUCAUCGUCCUUGCGAGGAACAGCACGCAUAUCGCUAGCGUUGUUUUUCAUUUGUUGUUUUUACUUGUAUCAACGAACUAUAUACCUUAGGUGCCUAUUAGGGACCCGGCUAUGGGCGGAAUCAGAUUAGCUCUAUGAUGCCGUGAAUUUGUCAAAUAUACAUAUUUUGAUAUAUUCUACUAGUUACUUGACAUUGUCGACGUGAAAAUAAUUGACUUGGAUUGUGAAGAAUGAUCUUUUUCGUAUCGUAGCUAGAGAAUACAUAGCUCAUCUUUAGAAGUGCAUGUCCU